AUUUGGAACGAAGGAUUGGAAUCGCAGAAGGGGGCGCAGAGAGGAAAAGAACAAGGUAAGCCAUGAAGCAUAACAAUGUUAUCCCUAGUGGGCACUUUAGGAAGCACUGGCAAAAUUAUGUCAGAACUUGGUUCAACCAGCCUGCUCGCAAAACAAGGAGAAGGAAUGCCCGUCAAGAAAAGGCUGUGAAGAAUUUCCCUAGGCCGACUGCUGGACCUCUUCGGCCUAUUGUUCAUGGACAAACGUUGAAGUAUAACAUGAAAGUGAGGGCUGGUAGAGGCUUCUCUUUGGAAGAGUUGAAGGCAGCUGGAAUUCCGAAGAAAUAUGCACCAACAAUCGGUAUUGCAGUCGAUCAUCGUCGCAGAAAUCGUUCCUUGGAGAGUCUUCAAGCUAAUGUACAGAGGUUGAAGACUUAUAAGGCCAAGGUGGUCGUUUUCCCACGACGUGCCCGCAAGUUCAAGGCUGGCGACUCUACUCCUGAGGAACUAGCAACUGCCACACAGGUCCAGGGCCCUUACAUGUCUAUUGGACUUGAGAAGCCAUCAGUUGAGCUUGUGAAGAUCACAGAAGACUUGAAAUCCUUCAAGGCUUAUGACAAGAUUCGUAUCGAGAGAACGAAUGCCCGCCAUGUCGGUGCUCGGUUGAAGAGGGCUGCCGAGGCAGAGAAGGAAGAGAAGAAGUAAAUGGUUUCAAGUUUUUAACUGUGCCCAUAUGUUAUCCGUUGAAAUUCAAAUCGCUAUAGUGUUUGGCCUUUAAAUUUAGUAUCCUUUUUUUCCCUUAUGUGCAAACCUGAGUUAUGAGUUCAAUUUUGAAAUGAUUAGAGAUCUGUUUUUAUGCAAUGUCAAACAUAACGCAGAUUUCAUAGAUGUUGCCUCUUCUGAUUUCUUAUUCAUAUGCAUUUUUUAGAUGAUCA
Messenger RNA from Cucurbita pepo subsp. pepo (vegetable marrow), 913 nucleotides. RefSeq names its product large ribosomal subunit protein eL13x. The record is from RefSeq and is a predicted model, not a curated record. Gene Ontology annotation, cellular component: ribosome; cytosolic large ribosomal subunit. Gene Ontology annotation, molecular function: structural constituent of ribosome; RNA binding. Lineage: Eukaryota; Viridiplantae; Streptophyta; Magnoliopsida; Cucurbitales; Cucurbitaceae. Gene Ontology annotation, biological process: translation.